This is a messenger RNA of Xylaria bambusicola, 782 nucleotides long. RefSeq lists its product as uncharacterized. The transcript has a single exon. Bases 171 to 614 code for a protein of 147 amino acids. NCBI's taxonomy places the organism in Eukaryota, Fungi, Ascomycota, Sordariomycetes, Xylariales, Xylariaceae. The record is from RefSeq and is a predicted model, not a curated record.
GUUGAUCAUCGUCGACACGCCACGAGACUUGAUACACAUGCAGCCUACGAUGCUAACGGUUAUACAGAACACACUAGGCGCUAAGUGGGUUUCGGUAACUUCACGGUGGCAGUCUGCCUUGCCAAGUUGUUCUUGCCAGAUAGCAAAGUCGUCAGUUAGUCGCGCGCCCCAUGCUACCUUCAGGCUUCAGCAAGCGAUCGAGAGUCUGCAUGCUGCACUUCGAUGGAUACCCUGUACGUAAGUCUCGCGUGGUAGGUUUGUACACAGUAAGUUACUGUAUCGAAUUUGGUCUUGAGUGGUAUUGCCUAGGGGUAUUUCUCAAAUCGCCAAGUAUACUAAUAAUUGUUAUUGAUUCAUUGUACUUCGUAAGGCCGUGGAUCUUAUUGGCCUAUCUUGGAUAUCAGCUAAUUCAGCCCGGGGCCUGGAGACGAUCAUAUUAUGUCAUCAGCCAUUGUGUUGAGCUCAUGUUUGUAGUAGUACUUGCCAACGUCUACCAAAGAAUCUGUUCUGGACGAAUCACGUCAAAGUGUAACAUUUCUACUUCAACUUUUACCAUGUACUCUGUUAUAUAUAAUGAAUUUGGAAGAGCAUGGCGAGGUUGCUAUUCGUGCUAGUUGAUGUUGGUUGAUGAUUCGAAGCGUUUGAGAUCGACCGACGAAGCAUGUUAAAUAAGGUUGAUGAGGUAAAGGAUGCGACUGUUCUCAAAAAGGUAAUUUGUCCAUAUGCUUGAACAUGCCCGCGACUACUGAGCAGAUACUGAGUAUGGGGAGAAAACACCACAA